This is a messenger RNA of Nipponia nippon (crested ibis), 549 nucleotides long. It is a transcript of the gene IGFBP3, whose product is annotated as insulin like growth factor binding protein 3. Gene Ontology annotation, molecular function: insulin-like growth factor I binding; fibronectin binding; insulin-like growth factor II binding. Gene Ontology annotation, cellular component: extracellular region. Lineage: Eukaryota; Metazoa; Chordata; Aves; Pelecaniformes; Threskiornithidae. Gene Ontology annotation, biological process: regulation of insulin-like growth factor receptor signaling pathway. The record is from RefSeq and is a predicted model, not a curated record.
UGCGCCACCAACGCAGCGGGGGGCGGCAGGCUGCGGGCCUUCCUCUUGCCGGGACCGCACGCUGCAGGAAAUUCCAGUGAUUCGGAAGAAGAAGACCGGAGUAGCAGCAGCAUAGAAAAUCAGGCCAUCCCGAACUCUCACAGGGUGCCAGAUUCCAAAUCACAUCCACCGCACAUCAAAAUAGAUAUCAUCAGGAAAGUGGAAGCCAAAAAUACGCAGCGCUAUAAAGUGGAAUAUGAUUCACAGAGCACAGAUACACUGAAUUUCUCUUCUGAAUCCAAACAAGAGACUGAAUACGGUCCCUGUCGUAGAGAAAUGGAAGACACUUUAAACCACCUAAAGAUCCUGAAUGUCUUGAGUCCCAGGGGUUUUCAUAUUCCAAAUUGUGACAAGAAGGGGUUCUACAAGAAAAAGCAAUGUCGCCCAUCCAAAGGCCGAAAGAGAGGUUACUGCUGGUGCGUGGAUAAAUACGGACAGCCACUUCCCGGAUAUGAUGGGAAGGGAAAAGGAGAUGUCCACUGCUAUAACUUGGAAAGCAAAUGAGGGCUG